Diaporthe batatas is the source of this 4188-nucleotide messenger RNA. RefSeq names its product U2 snRNP complex subunit HSH155. Gene Ontology annotation, biological process: spliceosomal complex assembly. The coding region runs from base 353 to 4027 and encodes 1224 amino acids. Gene Ontology annotation, molecular function: mRNA binding. Gene Ontology annotation, cellular component: U2-type prespliceosome; U2 snRNP; catalytic step 2 spliceosome. The transcript has 2 exons. Lineage: Eukaryota; Fungi; Ascomycota; Sordariomycetes; Diaporthales; Diaporthaceae. The record is from RefSeq and is a predicted model, not a curated record.
CGGCAGCGUCUACUAUGUAGUAGUCUGUGCAUGAUUCGCCAACGAGGCCAAAGACAGUCGGCCCCCAGAGGUUGGAGGGGGGGGGGGGGGCGUGAUAGGCCGCUGAAAAUGGCACCAGAGUCCCUCCCGGGCUCCCAGCCUCGCGCUAAGGCGGGCUAGGUAGUCUGCCUAGGUACGUAGGUACCUACCUAGGCACCUAACAUUUCAUAACUAAGCCAAUUUUCGCGACGUCGUCUCCUGUCCAAAACCAUCAACGCCCUUCAAGCAGCACGUCCGAAUCCGCUCUCACCCCGUGGCACGGCUCUGCAGACACGAAACGACACGAUACAUGUAGUCGACCAACCUAGCAACCAUGUCGGACUCGGACUUCGACCAGAUUCGGAAGCUGCAGGCCGAGCGCAACGCCGCUGCAGCGGCCAGGAAAGGUGCCUCGCGAGACCCCUCCUCACAACGAGAGUCGUCCACAAAGGCCAGCCUGACUGAAGCCUACGAUACCGACCUGUACGAACGCAAUGGCCCCGACAAGUUCGCCGGCUAUCACACCUCGCUGCCUGCCGGAGACGACAACGGCGAUGACAUGGACGUCGACGGCCCUGACAACUCUCGCCGGCUGGUCGGGCAGUACACCGCCACCCAAUCGCAAAUCGACGAGUUCGCACGCGGCGAGGGUGUUGAAGAAGAGGAUGUGCUCCUGGGACGGGGCGAGCGCAGCAACCGCAUCUCGGACCGGGAGACGGACUAUCAGAAGAGGCGCUUCAACCGCGUCCUGACACCCACGCGCGCCGACCCCUUCGCGGCCAACAGGCAGGCGGGUGCCGCGGGCGAGGAUGGCGAGACCUAUAGGAGCGUCAUGGAAAAGGCAGAACUGGAGCGGGAAGAAGAACGUGUGAGGAGGGCCAUCGAGGACAAGGCGAAGAACGGGGAUGCCGGCGCGACCGAGGAACACAAGCCUACACUGGCCCUGCCCAACGGCGAUAAAGAGAACGAGGAAGCCGGCUCUACUGAGGCUGCGGCCGGUCGGAAGCGCAAGAAGAGGUGGGACGUGAGCUCGACCGACGACGCGGCACCUGCGCCGCCGCCGCCGCAACCCGAGAAGAAGAAGAGGUCGAGGUGGGACGAAGCCCCUGCUAUCCAGAUCCCAGGCGCCGAAGCCCCCAAGAAGCGAUCUCGUUGGGACCAGGCCCCGGCCGCUACCCCCGUUGGCAACACCGGCCUCGCUACACCCAUGCACCCCUCGCAAGGCUCGAUGCUCCCGAUAGCCCCCAUCGGCAUGGACAUGUCAGUGCGGAAUGCGCCCAUUAGCGACGAGGAGCUCGACGCCAUCUUGCCUGGGGAGGCCGAAGGGUACAAGGUCCUCGAGCCGCCGCCGGGGUACGCACCGGUGCGCGCCCCUGCACACAAGCUCAUGCAGACGCCGGUCCAGACGACCGGGUUCAUGAUGCAGGAUCCCAACUCCGUGCGGUUGGGCGGGAACCAGUUGCCAAAGGAAAUCCCCGGCGUCGGCGAUCUACAGUUCUUCAAGCCGGAGGACAUGCAGUAUUUCUCUAAACUAACCGAGGCUGUUGAUGAGGAACACUUGAGCGUGGAUGAGCUGAAGGAGAGGAAGAUCAUGCGGCUGCUCCUCAAGAUCAAGAACGGUACACCGCCCAUGCGAAAGACUGCACUGCGUCAGCUGACCGACAAUGCUCGAAGCUUCGGCGCCGGCCCACUGUUCAACCAGAUUCUGCCACUUCUCAUGGAGAGGACACUGGAGGACCAGGAGCGCCACCUGCUGGUCAAGGUCAUUGAUCGAGUACUGUACAAGCUGGACGAGCUGGUAAGGCCAUAUACGCACAAGAUCCUCGUUGUCAUCGAGCCCCUCCUGAUCGACCAAGACUACUAUGCUCGAGUCGAGGGUCGUGAGAUCAUCUCCAACCUGGCCAAGGCUGCCGGUUUGUCAACCAUGAUCAGUACCAUGCGACCCGAUAUAGACCACGUCGACGAGUAUGUCCGGAACACAACGGCCCGUGCCUUCGCCGUUGUCGCCUCAGCCCUCGGGAUACCAGCUCUCAUCCCGUUUCUCCGAGCCGUGACGCGAACCAAGAAGAGCUGGCAGGCACGGCAUACUGGUGUCAAGAUCGUGCAGCAGAUUGCCAUCCUGAUGGGCUGCUCCGUUCUCCCUCACCUCACAGACCUGGUUGAGUGCAUCAGGCCCAACCUCAACGACGAGCAGACCAAAGUGCGCACCGUCACGGCUCUCGCGACGGCGGCGCUGGCUGAGGCAGCCAAUCCAUAUGGUAUCGAGAGUUUCGACAGUAUCCUCAACCCGCUCUGGACCGGCACGAAGCGGCAACGAGGAAAGAACCUUGCUGCCUUCCUCAAGGCUGUUGGGUUUAUCAUCCCAUUGAUGGACGAGGAGUACGCCAAUUACUACACCUCGCAGAUUAUGGAUGUCGUACUUCGAGAGUUUCAAAGCCCCGACGACGAAAUGAGGCGCGUGGUCUUGACAGUGCUUUCCAAGAUGUCUCAGACUGAGGGUGUCACGGCAGGCUAUCUGAAGUCUCACGUGCUGGACGACUUCUUUUCCAACUUCUGGGUCCGCAGAGUGGCACUAGACAAGCGAAACUACCGCUCGGUUGUUGAGACCACCUGCGAUCUCGGACAGAAAGUUGGUGUUAGCGAGAUCCUGGAGAGGAUUGUCACCAACCUCAAGGACGAGAGCGAAGCCUAUCGCAAAAUGACCGUUGAGACCAUUGAGAAGCUCGUCGCAUCUCUUGGUGCCGCUGACAUCGGCGAGAGGCUGGAGGAGCGACUCAUCGACGGCAUCCUGCACUCGUUCCAGGAGCAGUCUGUUGAAGACGUCGUCGUGUUAAACGCCUUCGGCUCGUGUGUCAAUGCAUUAGGAACGAGGACUAAGCCAUAUCUGCCACAGAUCGUCAGCACGAUCCUCUGGCGGCUCAACAACAAGAGCGCAGCUACUAGACAGCAAUCGGCCGACCUCAUUUCCCGCAUCGCCAUGGUCAUGGCACAGUGCGGCGAGGACGCCCUCCUGGGCAAGCUCGGGAUUGUGCUCUAUGAAUACCUGGGCGAGGAGUACCCCGAAGUCCUUGGCGCUAUCCUUGGCGCCUUGCGGUCCAUAGUCACCGUCGUGGGCAUCAACCAGAUGCAGCCACCUAUCAAGGAUUUGCUACCACGACUGACACCAAUCCUGCGCAAUCGGCAUGAGCGGGUGCAGGAGAACGUUGUCGAUCUAGUCGGCCGUAUAGCCGACCGCGGGCCCGAAUCCGUCAACGCGCGCGAGUGGAUGCGCAUCUGCUUCGAGCUGCUUGACAUGCUCAAGGCGCACAAAAAGGGCAUUCGCCGCGCUGCAAACAAUACAUUUGGCUUCAUCGCGAAAGCCAUCGGUCCCCAGGAUGUCCUGGCGACGUUGUUAUCCAACUUGCGCGUCCAGGAGCGUCAGAGUCGCGUCAACACAGCAGUUGCCAUUGGUAUCGUGGCGGAGACUUGCGCGCCUUUCACCGUGUUACCGGCACUGAUGAAUGAAUACGCCUCGGUAGCGGAACUCAACGUGCGCACUGGUGUGCUCAAGUCGCUUUCCUUCUUGUUCGAGUACAUCGGCGAAAUGGCCAAGGACUACGUCUACGCGGUGGUCCCCCUGCUGGAGGAUGCGCUCAUCGAUCGCGACCAGGUGCACCGGCAGACUGCGGCGUCGGUGGUCAAGCAUAUCGCGCUGGGCGUAGUGGGGCUCGGCCUCGAAGACGCAAUGCUGCACUGCCUCAACCUCAUCCUCCCAAACGCAUACGAGCAGUCUCCUCACGUCAUAGACCGUGUCAUUGAGGCCAUCGAGGCCAUCCGCGUCGCCGUGGGGCCCGGCCUUGUCAUGAACUAUGUCUGGGCUGGGCUCUUCCACCCCGCGCGCAAGGUGCGCCAGCCUUUCUGGCGCAUCUAUAAUGAUGCGUAUGUCAUGCAGGCUGAUGCCAUGGUGCCUUAUUAUCCCAACCUCUCCGAGGACGGGAUCGAUAGAGGGGAGCUGGGAAUUAUAUUGUAGUGGGACCCUGUGUCUGGACCCUCGGUUUAAAAUAAUAAGUUUUAUUAUAUACGCCGAAGGGGACUUGAGUUUAAAUACUUACCUACCUGCUAAAGGAUACCUAUGUCCUAUAUGAAGUAUUAAAAAUAGAACACUUAAAUAUAUACCUAUAGGUUAUUUAA